Molecule: messenger RNA, 766 nt
Organism: Chinchilla lanigera (long-tailed chinchilla)
Lineage: Eukaryota; Metazoa; Chordata; Mammalia; Rodentia; Chinchillidae
Gene: Gatc
Product: glutamyl-tRNA(Gln) amidotransferase, subunit C
Exons: 4
Coding region: 59-469 (136 amino acids)
Biological process (GO): mitochondrial translation; glutaminyl-tRNAGln biosynthesis via transamidation; regulation of translational fidelity
Cellular component (GO): mitochondrion; glutamyl-tRNA(Gln) amidotransferase complex
Molecular function (GO): glutaminyl-tRNA synthase (glutamine-hydrolyzing) activity
Source: RefSeq, a predicted model, not a curated record
ACUUAAACGAAUCGCUUGGCGUUGGGUCGGCGAGCUACGGGAGCCGAGAGGGGGAGAAAUGGCUGCGCGGGCUGUAUGGUUGGCCUUUCGGGGUGGGCUUGGCAGGCGCCAAGCCUUCUCCACCAAGGCGAAUGUUCAGGGAAGCGGUCGUAUCACUGUCGAGGUGAUCGAGCACUUGGAGCGUCUAGCGCUUGUGGACUUCGGCAGCCGCGAAGCCGUGGCGCGGCUGGAGAAAGCUGUCGCCUUUGCGGACCGCCUGCGUGAGGUGGACACCGACGGAGUGGAGCCCAUGGAGUCCGUACUGGAGGACAGAUGUCUGUACUUGAGAUCUGACAAUGUAGCAGAAGGCAACUGUGCUGAAGAACUACUACAAAACUCUCAUCGAGUCAUGGAGGAGUAUUUUGUGGCCCCGCCAGGUAAUAUCUCUUUACCAAAGCUGGAUAAACAAGAAUCCUUCCUACACAGCUAAGUGGCUAUCCUGGGAAGAGGGUACCCUGUGAGCACAUGGAAGCACAAUAGUGGUAUUUUAAUGUAAACCUUAACCGUCCCACUUUCUUCAGUCAACUGAAAAAAAUGGAUAUUCAAGCAUGUUUUAUAACUGCCUCUUCUGAAGACAGAUUUGGCAAACUCUAGCCAAAACAUUAUCUUCCUGUAUGUACCUCUCCUUAAAAGACUCUACCAAACUGCAUGUAAGUGAACCUUUCUGUUUAUAUGUCUGACAGACACAAGCAUGGGGUCACUGUUAAAACCUGAGCUGUCAUUGUUA